AUGGAUAAAACUGCAGUCACAAGGACAGUCAGCAUUGGGGGAAUUUCCAGAGUAACCAGAGCUAAAGAGGACUUCUCUGCAGGACGCAGGCACAGCAGCGCAGGGGUCCGCGCCCUCUUGUGGGCCACCAGCAGUGCAAAGUCACUUGGGUGCUCUCUUGGCUCAGACUCUCAGAUAAGCCGGGAGAACAUUUAUCCAAAUAUCCUGACACCUGACAGCAUCCCACAGUUUACCAUACCAAGUCUAUCUGUGCAGAACAGCUCAAGAUCAUCGGACAAAGAGAAAGAGGAGGAUCUCGCAGAGCCAGAAGAAGGCUUGGGCAGUUCUUUGACAGAACAGGGGACGUCUUUUUCCUCCUCCUCCUCUUCGUCCUCCAGGCUCUCUUCUUCCACAUCAUGCAAAGGCAUCGGUCUGGCUCUGUCAGAGCGCAGGGCUGAGCGCAGCGUCUCUGACCCUUUAAACCAGAGGAGAUCUCAUCCCUCCUUCCACGCCGAGGCCCAGCACUGCCUGGAUCCCGCCAGCAGAGCCGCACUCUCCUUGCCGCACCUCACUAAAGUCACCACCCCAUAUGGCUUCAUCACCCUGAGCCAGAGCCCGCAGAUGGUGAGCGAGGAGGCUCUUCUUUGUCAAAGCGGGGUGCGACGUUUGAACAAGGACGAGGAGACAGCGUGUCGUCUGAGGAAGGCUUCUGUGACAGGGACAUUAGACAACAAAAACAACUCCCCACACCUGUUUGGAAACCAGAAGAGACUCUCUGAAGAAUCAAAUAACUCUCAGAGUAAACGUGGAGUAGAAGAGAUGAAAGGGUCUUCAUCAAACCGUACUGAUGCUGCCACAAUUUCAUCGAAUACACAAAGACAGCGUGAUGGCAAACUUAAACAACGCCUUUGUAAUAUUAUACGGAAACACUUCACAUCCCAACAUUUGGACUAA
This is a messenger RNA of Xyrichtys novacula (pearly razorfish), 933 nucleotides long. NCBI's taxonomy places the organism in Eukaryota, Metazoa, Chordata, Actinopteri, Labriformes, Labridae. The record is from the annotation of a GenBank genome assembly.